AUGACAACUACUGAUAUUCCAGAAACUGAUAAUAAUAAUAAUAAUAAUAAUAAUAUUAAGAAGCCUCAAGGAGUUGCAUUUCAAAUGCCUACUUCCAUUACACUUGCAACUCCUCGCAAGGGCAAGAUUGUUUAUAUUGAAGGCAAGAAAUACAUUUUAGAUGAGAAUGGGAAUCCAUGCCAAAUGUGUAACACUCUUGAUGAUUUCCAAUCUUUCACAUCGCUAGGUAAUACAUCAACAACAACAACAACAACUACUACUUCCAAACCUACAACUACAACUACAACUACAACUACUUCCAUUUCCAAACCAAGUACACCAGUUAAUAUUAAUCCAGUACUCGAACCUGCUCCAGAUGUUGAACAACUUGGUCGUUCUUCAUGGACUUUCCUUCAUUCUCUUGCUGCUUCAUAUCCUGAACAUGCUACGACUAUAGAACAAUCUCAAAUGAAAUCAUUUCUUUUAUUAUUUGGAAAUUUAUAUCCAUGUUGGUAUUGUGCUGAAGAUUUACGUGAAUGGAUGAAGGAAAAUCAACCUAAAGUUAAAGGAAGAGAUGAAUUUGGAGAAUGGAUGUGUGAUGCUCAUAAUGCAGUUAAUGAGAAAUUGGGGAAAUCAAAAUUUGAUUGUGCUUUAUGGAAACAACGGUGGAUCAGAGGAUGGUCAAAGAAACAGUGA
This is a messenger RNA of Magnusiomyces paraingens, 675 nucleotides long. RefSeq lists its product as uncharacterized. NCBI's taxonomy places the organism in Eukaryota, Fungi, Ascomycota, Dipodascomycetes, Dipodascales, Dipodascaceae. Gene Ontology annotation, molecular function: flavin-dependent sulfhydryl oxidase activity; flavin adenine dinucleotide binding. The transcript has 2 exons. Bases 1 to 675 code for a protein of 224 amino acids. The record is from RefSeq and is a predicted model, not a curated record. Gene Ontology annotation, cellular component: mitochondrion.